AUGUCUCUCUCAGCCGGCGUAAACCUCAACCAUGGCUUCACUUCCGGCUCCAUGGAUUGCAUCUUUGAGACACCGUCGCCGAACCAGAAAAGACGAAGCACAGAGGUAACUCAGAUCUGGGUGGGGUUAACUCAGGCGAAAAUCCUGCAAACCUCUCUCUCUUCUCAAGAGAAGAACACUCUUCACCUCCGAACUAGAUGUAAACAGGUUCCGAUCAGGACAAUUACGUUAUCGGAGAUGACAGAACAACUAAUGACAUCGAACCCUCCGGACCCACCCGACCCUCCCCACCCACCGGACUGUCGGCCCACCGCGGCCCACUCGCCUGCUCGUGACUACAAACCGUCAAAGAGAGAUCCGCAACGGCUUUUGGGUUAUCACCACCGCUAUUUCCUCACCGCUACCUUGCCUUCAUCUCAGUCUACGACUUCAACUCAUGCUCCGUCGACGACAAGACUCAUCCCCUCGCCGAGAUCUAAAGUCGCCUGUUGUCAAAGCUUUAGUCCUGACACGGGACUCAAACUUCCUCAGCCACCGACUUCAAUCUUGGCUCCAGCGACUGUGAAACCUCCCCCGUCGCUGACUUCCUCCUGCCCGGCGUCGAUCAAGAUUUUUCUCGCCACCGAUGAUAAAUCCAUUCCAACCUUCCUCGUGCGGCAUGAACAUGAGCCUCAUCCCAACUGCUCGAGACUUCCCCCCCCCCAACCUUAA
Arabis nemorensis is the source of this 711-nucleotide messenger RNA. NCBI's taxonomy places the organism in Eukaryota, Viridiplantae, Streptophyta, Magnoliopsida, Brassicales, Brassicaceae. The record is from the annotation of a GenBank genome assembly.